GGUGGGUGGCCCUUUCUACCUCAUAGCAGAGUGACAGUGAAAGAAGGACCCAAACCUUUAAUCUCGUUUUGCAGUGGAUUUAGCGGAAAGCAGCUGCAGCAGCCUGGAAAUCACCAUGGAAAAAAUCCUGAAAACAGAAUUGAAAACUUCUGUUCUGAAGGCGUUUGGAGGCUCCGGAGGAGGAUACAUUAGCCAAGGCCAAGGUUAUGAAACAGACAGUGGACGAGUAUUUGUUAAAAUCAACCACAAACCUCAGGCUAGGAAAAUGUUUGAAGGGGAAAUGGCAAGUUUGGAAGCUAUCCAGAAAACCAAUAUUGUGAGAGUGCCUCAGCCGAUUAAAGUAAUUGACCUACCUGGAGGAGGAGCAAUGUUUGUCAUGGAGUACCUAAAGAUGAAACACCUCAACAAAUAUUCUUCAAAGCUUGGAGAGCAGAUAGCAGAUCUUCAUCUUUAUAACCAGAAACUUGGAGAGAAAUUGAGAAAGGAGGGAAACACAAUUGGUAAAGGAGCAGGUCACUCUGAGUCUCAGUAUGUGGAUAAGUUUGGAUUCCACACAGCCACUUGCUGUGGUUACAUACCACAGGUGAAUGAAUGGCAGAGUGAUUGGCCUUCCUUCUUUGUUCGUCACCGACUCCAAGCUCAAUUGGAUUUGAUUGAAAAAGAUUAUGGAGACAGAGAAGCCAGAGAACUUUGGUCGCAGCUGAAACUAAAGAUUCCUGAAAUGUUCUGUGAUGUAGAAAUUGUUCCUGCUCUCCUGCAUGGGGACCUGUGGGCAGGAAAUGUGGCUGAGGACGACUCCGGGCCAAUUAUCUUUGACCCUGCUUCCUUCUAUGGCCAUUCAGAAUUUGAGCUGGCCAUUGCUGGAAUGUUUGGUGGGUUUAGCAGCUGUUUUUUCUCUGCCUAUCACAGUAAAAUACCCAAAGCUCCAGGAUUUGAGAAACGAAACAAAUUGUAUCAGCUCUUUAAUUACAUAAACCACUGGAACCAUUUUGGGACGGGGUACAGGGGAUCUACCCUAAAUGUAAUGAGAAAACUUCUAAAGUAACCAGGUAGGUUUGAGAAAUUCUGACACAGUCCCUUAGUAACGAACAGCCCCUGCUUAUCAGAAGUAACACAAACUAGGAAUUAAUGUUGAUGAUAGAAUACCUGACACGUAAAAGGCUGAGUACGCUUUUGAGCCUCGCUAUAAAUGUUAAGGGUGAUUGUGUAAUUUUUAACUUAGGCACUAGUUUACUAGCACAGAUUCAUACCUGCUGAAGGAAAA
Nipponia nippon (crested ibis) is the source of this 1264-nucleotide messenger RNA. It is a transcript of the gene FN3K, whose product is annotated as fructosamine 3 kinase. The record is from RefSeq and is a predicted model, not a curated record. Gene Ontology annotation, biological process: fructosamine metabolic process. Lineage: Eukaryota; Metazoa; Chordata; Aves; Pelecaniformes; Threskiornithidae.